UGAUACGUAAGAGGUCUAAAUAUGACGAGAGACACACCAUGCAGUAGUGCUCACACCUCAACACUUAUAUUCAAGUCUGGAUGAAUGACUAGAGGAAACAUAGAAGCACCACUUCUGUCUUACUUUAUAGAACAGCUUACGGCAUUUAAAAAUUACUUCUUAACAGGCAGGAAAUUUGAAGACACAGUGUUUGUAACAAUUAGGUGGACUUAGGGAAAUCCAUUGAACAUAUGUAUGUAGGAAGUUGAUUGUAUCGAUUUUAUCUGAUUUAUAAAACAAAUCAGAUAAAAAAGGUUACAGAUGUCCUUAUAGACGAAAAAAAGGCAAAACGGAAGAAAACUUUGAAAUGGAAACAACGCUUUACAUCAAUAGCAGCACCAAUGAGACAACGAGUGUUCCGAAUUGGCCAUCACCAGCACCGGCUUCACUUUUACUUGUCUUCGGAGUGGUGGGAAAUAUUCUAGCACUGGUCAUUCUCUUCUGUUCGGCAAGAUCGCACAAAUGGCGCCCCUUUUACCGCUUUGUUUGUGGGCUUGCCAUCACAGACGGGGGUGGGGUGUUCCUGUCCUACCCCCUGGUGAUGGUCCGUUACGCUUCACAGUUCCAGUAUGAUUAUCCUCAGCCCAUGUGUGACUACAUGGCGUUCAUCUUGAUGUUUACGAUCCUGGCCUCGGCUUUGAUUGUCUGUGCUAUGUCAUUAGAUCGUUUUCUAGCGAUCCUUUAUCCACAUUUUUAUAACAAGCCAACAAAAAAUCGGAGAGCCAUCUUAAUGAUAGCAGGAAUUUGGAUUUUUUCGGCAGUGAUGUCUAGCCUCCAUUUAAUGGCAGGACAUAAAAGUUUGAGCUUUUUCCCAGGCUCCUGGUGCUUCUUGGAUUUUGUUCAUAGUGAGACCAGAGCGUUUGCUUUCCUUUAUUCAGUAACGGGGAUCCUGGUUCUUGGCACCACUGCAGCGCUCAAUAUAACUGUUAUUUUCAAUGUGUGCCGCAACAUCCAACAAAAGAAGAAGAAACCUAAGAAGAAAGACAUAUACAUCAUCGCUUUCCUUCUUUUGAUUGUUAUCCUGUUCAGUUCAUGCAUUACCCCGCUCUUGAUUAACAUAUUUGGUCAUGCAAUUGGAACCCUAUCUGGAAAUGGCCAGUUUGAGUUGGUGGCUCUACGAAUUUCUGUGACCAACUCUAUAGUUGAUCCCUGGAUCUACAUAGUUUUCCGAAAGGAUACAUUUGAUUUUUUUCAACGCAAGGUCAUGAAUAGGAUUUUUGCUUCUCAGUUAUCAACUGCCCCAUCUUCUACACACGAUUCUGAAGUAUCGCGAGAACCAUCGGUAUCUGUGUCCAUGUCGUACGCUACAAGAUAGUGUGUAUCAUUAAUAUACUGGAAACACUAAAAGUAGUAUGUUUCACUUCGCAGGCUUUAUAGGAUAUCAUAACUAACAUAGAUAGUUUAAUAGAUCAAGCCCCGUCGUCACCAACUUUCUUCAAGUUAAUACUCAGCCUCAAGUCUGAGUUUUGACCUCAAAUUUAUGUAUUUUUCUUGUAAGGAUUUAAGUUGAGGACUGAGUUGAGUGAUUUGGAAAAAAAAUGGUGAUGGCGGAGCAUGGCCCUAGGAUCAUGUAUCAGUUAUAGACUAAAAUCAAAACUUGUACACUGUCAAAUUGUUUUGUGAUUGUAAACUUUGUAAACAUGAAAUUCUAUAAUGAUUAUGAUGUGUAUUUAUAUCACGUUCAUAGUUAGAAAUUUCGAGCAUAAUUUUAUGAUCAAUGUUUCUGUUAUAAAAAAUGGACUUUUGGACUUAAACCUAAAAUGCUUCAUGAACCUGAGGCCAGUUGUGUUUUAUAUACAAGGCAAAAAUCAACUUGUUAAUUUUUCCAAAGAAGGAGUAUAAGAUUACUACAGUAUCAAGUGUUACUAUGUAAACGAUAUAACUGAUCCCGUUUAUUAAGAUAUUGUUGAUUUACCUUAUAAAUGUCUUGUUCUUUUUCUACCGCCUUACAGUCUUACGGCCUUAACAUCAUACAUGUAUGCAUACAAUUCAAGGAGUAAAUGAUAUUGUCUGUUUGUUAAAUACUAUUUUAUUUAUUUGUGUAUCCUAUUAUCAUCAUUUCUCUUUCAAUUAAACAAAAAAUUGAGCAAUUUAUAAGUUGGUUUUACGUCUUUAUGUACGCUGAUAACGGCGGCAGACCACAGGGUGGAUCUGUCAAGCACACCCUGUAUAUGGGAGUAUAGCACUUAAAACAUAAUCAAAGUAAUGAGAAUACUGAAAAGUGAUAAGCCAAAGAUUGAUGGGAAUACUGAGUAUUUGCAUUCAACAUCUCAUGACAAGAUAUUGCUUAGUUCGUGUGUGCAAGCACUUGCCUGACAAAAUUCACCGAGUUAUUUCAUGGCCAGUGAAUAGUUUCCUUUUUCUAUAUUAUUAUUCAUUAUUUCCUUAAAAUAAUAACCAAUUGCAUAAUCAAUCAAAAGUUACAAAUAGAAAUAGAUAAUGCAUUCGAAAAAUUUAUAUAACAUUGUCUGUAUUAAAUUCUAAUAUAUUUCAAAACAAUAAUCACAUAUGUAUACCUAAAAACACUCAAAAUGUUGAGUUUUUCCUACACAUUGAGCAAUUCUUCAUAGAGAUGUUGAAUGUGAUUUUAACAAAGCAGAUUGAAUUCAAUAAAUUCAUCAAUGAAUUCAAUAGGUUCAUGAGUCUUAAUUGUUUAAUUGUUACGCACCAGU
Magallana angulata is the source of this 2711-nucleotide messenger RNA. Its product is annotated as prostaglandin E2 receptor EP4 subtype-like. Gene Ontology annotation, cellular component: plasma membrane. The coding region runs from base 347 to 1354 and encodes 335 amino acids. The record is from RefSeq and is a predicted model, not a curated record. Gene Ontology annotation, biological process: inflammatory response; adenylate cyclase-activating G protein-coupled receptor signaling pathway; positive regulation of cytosolic calcium ion concentration. Lineage: Eukaryota; Metazoa; Mollusca; Bivalvia; Ostreida; Ostreidae. The transcript has 2 exons. Gene Ontology annotation, molecular function: G protein-coupled receptor activity.